Hypanus sabinus (Atlantic stingray) is the source of this 981-nucleotide messenger RNA. RefSeq lists its product as uncharacterized. The record is from RefSeq and is a predicted model, not a curated record. Lineage: Eukaryota; Metazoa; Chordata; Chondrichthyes; Myliobatiformes; Dasyatidae. Bases 1 to 981 code for a protein of 326 amino acids. The transcript has a single exon.
AUGGGUGAGAGAGAGCCCGUAACUCACCAACUCCAGCUCAUUGUGAGUUGUCCCCGGUCGAGCGUCAAGUGUGCCCAGAAUAUGCCCGCGCGCUCCCGCCGCCCCACACCUACACGCGCAGCCGCGAGCUCCGACCCCAUCCCGCGCGCUCAGACACCCCACCACAGCCCGCGCGCUCCCGCCACCCCACACCUACACGCGCAGCCGCGAGCUCCGACCCCAUCCCGCGCGCUCCCGCCGCCCCACACCUACACGCGCAGCCGCGAGCUCCGACCCCAUCCCACGCGCUCAGACACCCCACCACAGCCCGCGCGCUCCCGCCGCCCCACACCUACACGCGCAGCCGCGAGCUCCGACCCCAUCCCGCGCGCUCCCGCCGCCCCACACCUACACGCGCAGCCGCGAGCUCCGACCCCAUCCCGCGCGCUCCCGCCGCCCCACACCUACACGCGCAGCCGCGAGCUCCGACCCCAUCCCGCGCGCUCCCGCCGCCCCACACCUACACGCGCAGCCGCGAGCUCCGACCCCAUCCCACGCGCUCAGACACCCCACCACAGCCCGCGCGCUCCCGCCGCCCCACACCUACACGCGCAGCCGCGAGCUCCGACCCCAUCCCGCGCGCUCCCGCCGCCCCACACCUACACGCGCAGCCGCGAGCUCCGACCCCAUCCCACGCGCUCAGACACCCCACCACAGCCCGCGCGCUCCCGCCGCCCCACACCUACACGCGCAGCCGCGAGCUCCGACCCCAUCCCGCGCGCUCCCGCCGCCCCACACCUACACGCGCAGCCGCGAGCUCCGACCCCAUCCCACGCGCUCCCGCCGCCCCACCACAGCCCGCGCGCUCCCGCCGCCCCACACCUACACGCGCAGCCGCGAGCUCCGACCCCAUCCCACGCGCUCCCGCCGCCCCACACCUACACGCGCAGCCGCGAGCUCCCACCAGACGUCGCCCCCCGCGCGCUCCGACCCCACAGUUAG